Molecule: messenger RNA, 3494 nt
Organism: Oryza sativa Japonica Group (Japanese rice)
Lineage: Eukaryota; Viridiplantae; Streptophyta; Magnoliopsida; Poales; Poaceae
Source: RefSeq, a predicted model, not a curated record
ACUACCCAACGUCGUUGUUUCCACAGUGCGUAUGAGCGAGCGAGCGAGCGAUGAGAGAGAUGCGGCGUUGGUGCAGCAGGAUGAGCGGUCUCGUGUGGGUGGUGCUUGUGUGCUCAUGGACAUGGAGGAUCGCAGCUGCUCAGGCUCCGCAACCACCAAAAACUGAUCCACUCGAGGGCCUCUAGCUUGCCUCAGAAAAAGAACUAGAGGGAACUUGAUUCAUUUUAUAGUUCUGCAUGGACAUAUAUACAUGAACACUAAUUAAACAGUAACGCUGAGUUUAACCAUGCCAGCGGCGGCCCUGAACACGAUACUGGGAAGAUGGGGCAAGAAGGCGUCGUCGGAGUGGAACAUAAGCGGCGAGCCCUGCAGCGGUCUCGCCUCUGACAAAAGCGACUGGGAUAACUACCCCAACAUCAAUCCAUUCAUCAAGUGCGACUGCACUUUCAGCAACAACACCCUCUGCCACAUUACCAGACUGAGGGUAACAAAUUUGAGCGUUGUUGGCGAAAUACCUUUGGAGCUGCAGAAUUUCACCUAUAUGCUGGACCUGAACCUGGGCUAUAAUUACUUGACUGGUGCCGUGCCAUCAUUCUUUGGAAAGUUUACUUUCAUGAAAUAUUUGGCUUUUCCUUUCAAUGCACUGUCUGGACCGCUUCCAAAGGAACUUGGAAACCUCACCAAUCUCCUCUCGCUGGGCAUUAGCUUUAACAAUUUUAGCGGUCAACUUCCUAAAGAACUGGGCAAUAUGACCAAUCUUCAGCAGAUGUACAUCGAUAGUUGUGGAUUCAGUGGUCCGUUCCCUUCAACAUUCUCAAAACUUCAGAACCUGAAGAUCUUGAGGUCAUCAGAUAACGAUUUUACAGGGAAAAUACCUGAUUAUUUGGGGAUCAUGCCUAAGUUGGAAGAUAUGGCUUUCCAAGGAAAUUCUUUUGAAGGACCGAUCCCACCAAGUUUAGCUAAUCUAACCAAGUUAACCAACUUACGGAUUGGUGAUAUUGUAAAUGGGAGCUCUUCAUUGGCCUUUAUCAGUAACCUCACAUCUUUGAGCAACCUAAUAUUAAGGAACUGCAAGAUAUCUGGCAAUCUUGCACCAGUAGAUUUUUCGAAGUUUGGAGUUUUAACCCUGCUGGACUUGAGUUUUAACAAUAUCACAGGCCAAAUUCCUCAAACCAUUCUGAAUAUGACAAAUCUUGAAUUUCUGUUUCUUGGGAACAACAGCUUUACAGGAAGUCUUCCAGAUGCUAUAAGCCCAUCCUUGAAAGCGAUCGAUUUUUCCUACAACCAACUCACCGGAGGCUUGCCUUCUUGGGCUACCCAGAACAACUUCCAAUUAAAUUUGGUGGCAAACAACUUUGAACUUGGUACCAUAGGCCACAGCACUUUACCUUCAGGACUAAACUGCCUCCAGCAAGACACCCCUUGUUUCCGUGGAUCUGCAGAAUACUAUUCCUUUGCGGUUGACUGCGGCAAUAAUAGAACGACUAGAGGCUUAGAUGGAACUAUUUACGAACCAGAUGCUGCAAACCUUGGGGCUGCAUCAUAUUAUGUUACUAGUGACACAAGAUGGGGUGUAAGCAAUGUCGGGAACUACUUUCUGGCUACAGAUGGAGUGAACAUAAUAAAUAGUCCACAGAAAAUUCAGAAUGUCCUUGAUUCAAGAUUAUUUGAAACUGCAAGGAUGUCGGCGUCGUCGGUGAGGUAUUAUGGCCUUGGACUCGAGAAUGGAAAUUACACUGUUCUGCUUCAAUUUGCCGAGUUUGCUUAUCCAGACUCGCAGACGUGGCUAAGCUUAGGAAGGAGAGUUUUUGACAUAUAUGUCCAGGGUGAUCUAAAAGAAAAGAAUUUUGAUAUAAGGAAGAUGGCGGGUGGAAAAUCUUUUACUGCAGUCAACAGAAGUUAUACUGCAAGAGUGUCCAAAAAUUUCCUUGAGAUUCAUCUCUUUUGGGCUGGUAAGGGAACUUGUUGUGUACCUACUCAAGGUUACUAUGGGCCGAUGAUCUCAGCAUUAAGUGUCACACCAAAUUUUACUCCAACAGUUCGAAAUGGUGUACCAAAAAGGAGAAGUAAAGCAGGUGCAAUUGCUGGAAUAACAAUUGGUGCAUUAGUGUUAGGAGUAGUAUCCUUAUUUGGAAUAUUUUUGUUGGUAAAGAAGAGAAGAACAAUAGCAGAACAGCAAGAAGAACUGUACAACCUUGCUGGACAACCCGAUGUCUUCAGUAACACUGAACUCAAGCUAGCUACCGACAAUUUCAGUUAUCAAAACAUCAUUGGGGAAGGCGGAUAUGGGCCAGUGUAUAAGGGUAAACUACCUGAUGGAAGAGUUAUAGCAGUGAAACAACUUUCUGAAACAUCUCAUCAAGGCAAAAGCCAAUUUGUGACAGAGGUAGCAACAAUCUCUGCUGUGCAACACCGGAAUCUUGUUAAAUUGCAUGGGUGCUGCAUUGAUAGUAAAACACCCUUGUUAGUUUAUGAGUACCUUGAAAAUGGAAGCCUGGAUCGAGCAAUAUUUGGACAUAGUAUCUUAAAACUAGAUUGGGCAAUGCGAUUUGAUAUCAUUUUAGGCAUAGCAAGAGGCCUAACAUAUCUUCAUGAGGAGUCAAGUGUCCGCAUUGUGCAUAGGGACAUCAAAGCCAGCAAUGUCCUACUUGACACUGACCUCACCCCAAAGAUCUCUGACUUUGGACUUGCCAAACUAUAUGAUGAGAAGAAAACUCAUGUGAGCACAAGAAUUGCGGGCACAAUGGGCUACCUAGCUCCUGAGUAUGCAAUGAGAGGUCAUUUGUCAGAGAAGGCCGAUGUUUUUGCAUUUGGAGUACUUAUGUUGGAGACUGUUGCUGGUCGAUCGAAUACAAACAACUCCCUUGAGGAAAGCAAGAUAUAUCUCUUGGAGUGGGCCUGGGGUUUGUAUGAAAUGGGGCAAGCUCUGCGCGUAGUCGAUCCAUGUCUUAAGGAAUUUGAUGAGAAGGAAGCUUUCAGAGUCAUCUGUAUUGCUCUCCUUUGUACGCAGGGCUCACCGCACCAGCGGCCGCCAAUGUCAAGGGUUGUGGCAAUGCUCAUCGGAGAUGUUGAUGUGGCUGAGGUGGUCACGAAGCCGAGCUAUAUCACCGAGUGGCAGCUCAGGGAUGGUGGGAGCAGUAGCUACACCACUAGUAGCUAUGCAGGAUCUAGUAACCCUGAGUUUAGUAGGCAGAGGGAGACCAACCCUCUCGCACGGUCAUCACCAACGAUCACCAAAGCUAGUCUGGUGGGAAGGUGAGAAUUGAAAGUUGAAUUGCUGCAGGUGAUUGACCCUUGGUUUGCAGUGACAAUAUUAUACGUUGGUGUGAAUUGGAGAAAAUAACAUAAUUACUUACUCUGGUUUCUUGUCUGAAAAUAAAAGCUUUCCUCCUAUAAUUUUUGAAAGGUGAAUUAAUGUGGCGUAUUAUUAGUAUUCUGAGUGAAUAAGUGUCAGCAACAGUUGUUGGGUACAGAAUUACAUCAUGCUUGUCAAA